Messenger RNA from Aspergillus chevalieri, 922 nucleotides. It is a transcript of the gene UTP25, whose product is annotated as rRNA-binding ribosome biosynthesis protein utp25. Gene Ontology annotation, biological process: maturation of SSU-rRNA from tricistronic rRNA transcript (SSU-rRNA, 5.8S rRNA, LSU-rRNA). The annotation marks the transcript as partial. Gene Ontology annotation, cellular component: small-subunit processome; nucleolus. Gene Ontology annotation, molecular function: rRNA binding; U3 snoRNA binding. The transcript has a single exon. NCBI's taxonomy places the organism in Eukaryota, Fungi, Ascomycota, Eurotiomycetes, Eurotiales, Aspergillaceae. The record is from RefSeq and is a predicted model, not a curated record.
UGCCAAAAAACGAGACCACGACUUUCUGUCAUCGAUAGAAGUGGUGAUUGUCGACCACGCGGACGCACUGCAAAUGCAAAACUGGGACCACGUCGACUACGUUCUGCAACACCUGAACCAGCAGCCAAAGCAAGCACACGGAUGUGACUUCAGUCGUGUACGGUCGUGGUACCUGGACAACCAAGCGCGACACGUCCGACAAAUGGUCGUGGCGUCUUCAUACGUGACACCAGAGAUCAACUCGGUCUUCUCAUCGCACAUGCAGAACGUAGCCGGCAAGAUCAAGGCCACGCCAGUUUAUAAUGGUGCGAUCACAGAAGUGCCACUGCCCGUAUCCCCGAAACAGACGUUCGCACGGUUCGACUGUCUCAGACCAGACAAAGACCCCGAUGCGCGAUUUAAGCAUUUCACCACAACUAUUCUCUCAUCGCUGGUCAAGGACAUUACGGCCGGGCGCGGCAGGAACCCAACCGCAGGGGGUAUAUUGAUUUUCAUCCCGUCGUACUUGGACUUUGUCCGUGUGCGCAACUACUUUGCGACAUCGCAGCAGACAAUUAACGUGUCUUUCGGCGCGAUCUCCGAAUACACUGAGGGGCGGGACAUGAUGCGUGCACGAUCGCAUUUCAUGAACGGGCGACACUCGGUCUUGCUGUAUACUGAGCGUUUGCAUCACUUCCGACGAUUCGACAUCCGCGGCGUCAAGCGCAUUGUCAUGUACGGUGUGCCGGAGAACCCAAUCUUCUGGAAGGAGAUUGUCGGGUUCCUGGGGAUAGAUCCGACGGAAGUCGUUGAGAAUGCGGAGAGAGGGGUGCGCGCGAUUUUCUCCAAAUGGGAUGCGAUGAAACUGGAGCGGAUUGUAGGAACGGAGCGGGUUGGGAAUAUGUUGCGGGAGCGGGGAGGAGAUUUGUUUACUUUUGUAUAG